GGAGGGAAUCAAUUGUGCGAAUAUGUGGUAAGAAAGGAAACGAUGGUGAGGAGUGAGGAGUGAGGAGGAUGAGAAAUGUGAUAUCUCAGGACACUACUACUAGACACUCGCGCUCUUUCUUCUCUCUCUUCACUCUCUCAUUUUAACUCUCAAGUUCUCAGUUCUCAGUUCUCAGUUCUCACCACCACUACUUUAACUCAACCCUCUCACACACACUCUCUCUGCAUCGCAAUUCCAACCAUUCAUACAUACCUAAGCCAUGGACCCAGUGGAGGUGCUCCCUCCGUGGGUUCCCGAGGACGACCUUCUCCUCAAAAACGCCGUUGAGAGCGGUGCUUCGCUGGAAUCGCUGGCCAAAGGGGCUGUUCGGUUCUCGCGGCGGUAUUCGCUUGGGGAAUUGCGAGAUCGCUGGCGCUCUCUGCUAUACGACGACGCCGUUUCGGCCGCCGCUGCCGCCGCCAUGGGGAGUUUGGAGCUGGGGAAGUCCGGUGGCUCCGGCCAGGGUGGGGGGAGGAAGAGGAAGGUGCAAAGCGUCAGGAGGCUGUACUACGCCGUGCAGAAGAGACUUCGCCGGCACGGUGGUGUUGCGGCUUCCGAUGUGGGGUGUGAGGGCAAGGAGAAUGUGGUAAUUGAUGAUAAUUUGAGUUUAAAUAAUGAUGUUGUGAAUAGUAAAAAUGUUAGUAAUACUGAUAGUUUAGUUGGUUGUGGAAAUAACUUGGGGUUAGAGGAAGUGGUAGGGGUAGGGGUAGGGGAAUUAAAUAAUUCGGUGAGGGAUGUUCCUUUGUGGAAAACGAUUGAGGAUGUUUCUUUGCCUGCUAUGCCUGUGGAGGGGGAACAUUGCGGUUCCCAAGGGACAGGCAAGUGUGGCAAUGGUGUGUUGAAACAAAACGCUUCUGAUGCUGUGUUGGGAGACGAUGCUGGUGACAGUUCUGAAUGUCUCUUGAACAUGGCAAAUGAGGGUGAGCUUCUCUUUAUGGAUGUGGAGGGGAAGGUGGUGGUGGUUGUGGAUAAGGAUAAGCCGGGUGAUGAUAAUGUUGAUUCGCUUUUGUUGAGUUCUCCCUGUGAUGUUCAGGGUAACGAUGAUGCUGAUGGCAGUGAGUCACAGAAGUUGGACGUCGAAGCAAAACUUGCUGUGCCUAGUGAGUGUUUGUCUGCUGGGUUGGAGGUUGUUUCUGGUUCCUUAGGUGUCAGUCGUGGGGAUCAGGGUUUUGUUUCUGAUUCUGAAAACGAUGCUGGAUCGUCUGCUGCAGCGCGAAGUCCUCACCCGGAAGACAGUGAGGGAUUUGUGAUCUGUAUGUUGAACACUGAGGACCCUGAUAUCCCGUGCAAUGACACUGUAGUUGAAUCCAUUGUAGUUUCUCAUUUGGCAGAUCUGAAAUCCCAACAUGUUGUUAAAGAGGUGGGUUAUUCGGAAAGAAUUGAACCAGACAGAAGCCUGAAGAAAGAAGCUGUUCUUUCUCAGUCUUUUGGAGCACAAACAGUUCGACAGGGGUUAGGGCCUACUGUGAAUUCAAGCUACCCACCUGUUGCUCUUGGACCAACUGAAAAUCCUGGAAAAAACUCUAUAUCUGCAGUUUCUAGACAGAAUAACAAUGUCAAUGUCAACAUCAAUCCAAGUCACAGCAGAUUAGUUCGUCCAACUGUGAUGCCUGCCUCAGAUGGACAUCUGAAACAAGUGGAAACUGAUGCUCCAGCUUCUGCUGAAGUUCACGCACAUGUGAAGGCAGAGGAACAUAAUGCUUUAUCUAAGUCAGAAGCAAAAUCAUUAUCUCUCGAUCAGGAAGGAGGUGAUAUUGAAGAUGAUGAUGCCAACAAUAAUGAUGAUGAUGAAAUCCCUAACUUUUCUGAUGUUGAGACAAUGAUUCUUGAAAUGGAUUUAUGUCCAAUGGAUCAAGAUACAAAUACCAGUAAAGAAGUCUUGAGAUAUCAACAUGAAGAAAGUAAGAGGACCAUCAUGAGAUUGGAGCAAGGUGCUCAGUCCUCUAUGGGAAGAGCCAUUACAUCUCGGGAUGCAUUUGCAGUAUUGUAUGGGCGCAUUCUGAAGAAGUAUAUUAGAAAAAGCAAGGUUAUACUUGGCAGAGAAACAGCUGAUGUACAUGUGGAUAUUGACUUGGGAAAAGAAGGGCAGGCCGCUAAGAAAAUAUCUAGAAGACAGGCUAUAAUAAAGUUGGAAGCAAAUGGUUCUUUCAUUAUUAAAAAUCUUGGUAAGAGAUCUAUCUUCUUGAAUGGCAAAGAAAUUGCUACAGGACAAGCGCGGGGUCUUAGUGCUAGUAGUGUGAUCGAGAUUAGAGGCAUUUCACUCAUCUUUGAGAUCAAUAAUAGGUGCGUUAGGAGGUUUUUAGAAAAUUUGAAUGAAAAGCUAUGAAGAUAAAAGGAAGACAUUUACCUUGUUUGCCCGAGAGGGGGUCUGUAAGAACAGAAAUGGCGUCCAAGUUUGUAUGUUUAGGAUUUUAGGAUAGCAUUCUCAUGCCAGCCAAAAGUAGAAGUUAUACCAGCUAUUAUAUAAUAUUAAUGUGUUGUCGAUGGAAAAUCAGAAUUCAAAGUGUACAUAUGGAUAGAAGAUGAAAAGGCUUCAUAUAGAUAUAUAAUAUAUAAUAUGGCUGCUGUCCAAUGGGAACUGGUUAUUGUCUUGUAUGUUUCUUAUUUCCCAUAUGAUGUAAUAGGAUUUAUUUAGUGCAACAGACGUCUGUACCCAACUAGGAAUAAUCAUCAAUAAAUAAUUAAUAGAAGUAUGUUAUGGUUUCCAACAAAAC
Molecule: messenger RNA, 2753 nt
Organism: Cajanus cajan (pigeon pea)
Lineage: Eukaryota; Viridiplantae; Streptophyta; Magnoliopsida; Fabales; Fabaceae
Biological process (GO): positive regulation of transcription by RNA polymerase II
Cellular component (GO): NSL complex; MLL1 complex; Ino80 complex
Molecular function (GO): G-quadruplex RNA binding; protein binding
Source: RefSeq, a predicted model, not a curated record